AUGUCUUAUCAUCAUCAUCAUGCUCAACAACGUCCUCGACGUAUCAACGAAGAAGAUGUUCCAGAAUCGAAACACACUAUCUUCAUCAGAGGAUUACCUGGCAAUAUGUCGACAGAUGAUAUUAAAAUAUUCUUCGAAGAUAAAAUAGGUCCUGUUUCUUUCGAUUUUGUUCGAUCAAGUCCAGAUAAUGCUCGUCUAUUCGUUGCCGUACGAUUUGAGUCCCGUGAGGAUGCUAAGACAGCCAUGAAAAGAUACGCUGAUGAUGAAAUACUUGGAUACAAAUGUGAUAUCACUUGGUUCCGUGAUAUACGGAGGUUCGCCCAGUAUAAAGCAGUUCAAGUGAAAAAUCGUGGAAGGUCUUCUUCAACUUAUGGACGUAAGAAUCAUAAGAACAACAAGUAUCGAGAUCGCAGUCGAUCACGUAGUUCCUCAUUCAACAGCUCUAGAUCCAGUGGCUCUAGAAGUCGUGCGAGCAUUAGAAGCCGUUCUUCCUCCAGAGAAUCGUAUAACUAUCGAAAACGAUAUUCAGAAGAGAGUGGAGAUGAGGAACGAGCUAAAAAUCGUAAGAAAGGAAAAGAGAAAUCACAGUUUUCAAGAAGUAGAAGCAGUUCUAAUGAACAUUCCAAACAGAGCUCUAGGAAUCCAGAUACGCCUCCUAAGCCAGCAAGUAUGGUCAAAGAUGAUAUGAGAGUUUUUGACAAAUUGUCGGAUAAAGAAUCGUCUGAGCCUCCGUGUGUCAGAAGCCCUCCUUCUUCGAAUCAGUUAAAACUACAUUUGAAAGAAUUGACAGCGAAAAUAGCAGAACAAGCAGCUGAAUUGGCAGAGAAAGCCGAAUUACAGUCGAGUGUGUCAAAGCCAAAAUCUCCCAGUGAGACGCCGCCUCCUGAAGAGCAGCCAGAUUUUGAUCAACCUCUAAGGAAAGUAUUUGCUCAUAGUGGUUCCUUUGAUGAGCCAAGAAGGACAAAGGUUGAACCUGAAACGAUAAAAGCGUCGAUUCCAGUUAUUGAACCUCGCAUUCUGGCUACUAGCUUAGUACCUAAGCAAGUGAGAAAUUCGAAACAAAUCUCAAAUAUUUCAUUACCACCUGCUGAACAUAAGCCGUCCAGUAAGAACAUGUGGACACCUAUCGAGAAUCAAAAAUUUGAAGUCGAGCCAAAACCGCUGAAGUACUUCCAAUCUCUCAAGGAGAUACAAACAAGUGCUUUGGUAACAGUGAAAGUCUUAACGCCUGAAGAAGAAAGUGGGAACCUACGAUUGUCAAAUUUAUGUGUUCCGAUCUCAGAAAAAAAUAUACUGCGAAGCUUACGAGACAUCGAAGACAAAAUAGACGGCCUUGAAGAGUUCGAUCGCGAGAAAUUCCUUGUUCAUAAGCGGAAGCUAGAGUUAUCGUUCCGCAACGAUUGUGAUACCUUCGCUUUUGUGGCAAAAAAGUUGCUGGAGAAAGAUGAAAGCUUGGAAAAAGCUCUACGAAUGGCAUUGAUAGAGAACAUGGAAGAUUUGGAGAAGCAGCUAUUGGAGAAGCUUGACGCCUACUUAUUCUAG
Messenger RNA from Auanema sp. JU1783, 1542 nucleotides. NCBI's taxonomy places the organism in Eukaryota, Metazoa, Nematoda, Chromadorea, Rhabditida, Rhabditidae. The record is from the annotation of a GenBank genome assembly.